Molecule: messenger RNA, 1189 nt
Organism: Tetranychus urticae (two-spotted spider mite)
Lineage: Eukaryota; Metazoa; Arthropoda; Arachnida; Trombidiformes; Tetranychidae
Gene: Fgop2
Product: Fibroblast growth factor receptor 1 oncogene partner 2
Source: RefSeq, a predicted model, not a curated record
CAUAAACACUAAUAAAAUUCACAACAAUAUUUUGGUUCGUUUACUUUUUGUGUAUUAAAUUUUUUCUCUCAAUUGGAACGCUUUUGUUGACGCUAUUUUGCUUAUCGAUGCAUAUAUCACUAACGCUUUACACAAUUAAACGAAUUAUGGUUUGAUAUCUACUGCCACGGAUACAGUUUUUCAUGCUUUGAGUUUAAUGCUCACCAAUCAUCAAUAAACUGGUUCUUGGGUACAUUUGUUCAUCUAUGAGUAACCACAUAAGAAAGACCAAUUGACCUCAUCUGCUAUCCUCACAAAUUGGACUUGACAUUUCAUUCAUAAUUUUGAAUCUCAGUGGUUUACUUUCUAUCCAUUGGCCUCCAAUCUUUACCUUUUCAUCAAAAUGAAUGAUUCUAUUUCCAGUGAUGAUGAGAUAUCAGAUAUCAACAAGAUUGUCCAAGAUGCCAAAGAUCUUUAUGAAAAGCUGAUUGAAGAUGAAGAGACAGCUAACCAGUUGUUGUGCAAAGCGACUUUCUUGAAUAAUGCCGCAGUCACAAUGGUUGAGUACCAAGAUAUUAUAGAUGAUUUAGAUGAAGAUUCAAAAGAUAAUCCUAAUCCAAGUCAAACUUCAGCGAUCAUAACUGAAAGCCGGCAAUUGAAUCAACUUCAAAAUGAGAAUGCUCAACUUAAGAUGGCUUUAGAGGAUCAUCAAUUUGCAUUAGAGCUGAUUAUGAGUAAAUAUCGCCAGCAAGUGUGCCGAUUCUUAAAUUACCAGAAAUGUCAAAAAAUGCCAAUGAUAAAAUCAAGUUGUUCAACUGAAACUGUACAUCAACUCUCAACUCGAAUCAAAGAUAUGUCACAAGUUAUGAUGGACGCAAUAGAGGCUGAUGAAGACAGUCAAGUGAAAAGAGAUAGAAUUAUUUCUCAAUUAAAGGUGGAAAACGAUACUUUACGAGAAUUGGUUAAAAUUGCACUACAAUUUGAAUCCCUAAAGAUAGAAGAUGUUCCAAGUGAUAUUUUAUUGAACAUCCGUUAAAUAUAUUAUUUCUAUUGAAAUUAUUGAUACGACGAAAAUUAUUACACAUUUUCUUAUUUAUAAUCCAUUUUAAGAUGCUAAAAAAUAUUCAAUUGUAAUAAGGCUGUAUCUGAAUGUUUUAUAAUUGUAAUUGGCGAUUAAGGUGAAACAAUAAACGAAAUACGUUUUUUAUAA